Messenger RNA from Aspergillus sclerotioniger CBS 115572, 2507 nucleotides. RefSeq lists its product as uncharacterized. Bases 369 to 2345 code for a protein of 658 amino acids. The transcript has 3 exons. Gene Ontology annotation, cellular component: nucleus; cytoplasm. The record is from RefSeq and is a predicted model, not a curated record. Lineage: Eukaryota; Fungi; Ascomycota; Eurotiomycetes; Eurotiales; Aspergillaceae. Gene Ontology annotation, biological process: mitotic cell cycle; intracellular signal transduction. Gene Ontology annotation, molecular function: histone H3T3 kinase activity.
GGAAAGAAUACCAUAAAAGUCUUUCAGAAUGCCAAUAAAGGUUAAUAACCUUCAUUACUGAACCGUCCAUACAUAGUAUUAGAUUGCCUCACAUUCCUCGAUUCAAACUCCUUUUCUCUGAGGGGUAUCGAAAUGGCAUUGACUAUGGACUUACAUAAGCCGCUCUUACCCCAGCAACCAAUCCGCUAUUCCGCAUCAGGAAAGGCAUCAAUAGUCCGGUAAGCAUCAGUGGCCUCCGCGGAAUCUCGCCGUAGCUUCUGUACUUGUUAAUCUCGACCACAUUCUUCAACAUACGCGGGCGCUAGGCUCCUUGAGCCUCUGGAACCAGUUCUAUCGGACAGACUCGACUCUCACGACAUUCCGCCAUCAUGCUAUCCCCAUCCUCGCCUGUCGUCGCGGCCGGCAACACAACCCCUGGAAGAUGGACCUCGAGACCGGCGACCAGAACACGCACUGGCACACAAAGAAAGGUGUACGGAAAGCGGAAAGCGGAUGCCCCUAGAGCAGUCUUUGAGCAGCGAAGUCCGGCUAAGGCUCUGGAAAAGGAAGAGAAAAAGAUGGACCAAGAGGCUGUGGAUGGCCUAAGGGAGAAGUUGGCUGAGGUUACGAUAGAGGAGAAACAUGUUGCUCAGGAGCCAGAAGACCACGAAUGCCAAGAGAUAAGGAAGGAAGCGAAAGAGAUAAUUGAAGAGGAGGCUAUCAAAAUAGACGAAUCUGAGCAUGAAGAACCUGCGCCAGAAGCGAUACAUACCCCGGACAUCGAACCGCAAGACGAGCAGACCCCGGCCGAGGAAUUAUCUUCAGAGACUAUCCACGAUGAAGAGGCAAAAUACGAGACAAUGGUCGAGGUGAGAAUCAGCCAAAAGGUAUCUGUCGACAGACCCCGGAGACGAAAACAAGCUCCCGAAGUCACCACAGAAGACGGUCGACGGUCAGCAAGGAAGGACAAGCCAGCACCCCGACUAUCGUCCGGAUGCAUAACGGAUGAGAAAACAAAUUCCUACGUUCGGUCAAUUCUUAAUGAAGCACUGUCGCCGGUUGCUGCGCAGAGCGUCCAGAAGUUCGGGUCAUGGGCCGCCCGUGCGGGUAACUUGCUAGAGGUGGUGAAGAUCGCAGAGGGUUCCUACGGAGAGGUCUAUAAACUACGUCUACGCGAAGAGUUGUGCAAGAAGGAGAUGUCUAAAUCCAAGCUCGCGCGCUUAAAGGCCUACGGUGACGGCGUGUUCAAGGUCGUCCCUCUGCGCGCCCAGAGCGGCCCGGGUUCGAAGAAGUUUACGAGCAUCGAGGAAAUCGUGUCGGAGGUGAAGAUGCUCAAGUACCUGGAUCCAAUUCCCGGGUUUGCUCGCUUUCGGGAAAUCCACGUUGUCCAGGGACGGUUCCCCGAAUCUUUUCAGAAGGCAUGGGACCACUACAAGAAGACCAAGGACGACUGCCUGAACCCGAACCCGUCCAGCAAACGAGCGUACCCUGACACGCAACUCUGGGCUAUCAUUGAAAUGGACGAUGCUGGCUGCGAGCUGGAGAAGUUCUCCUGGUCAUCAAUAUUCCAGAUUUAUGACAUCUUCUGGGGAGUCGCGAUGGCGCUUGCUCGUGCCGAAGAGUAUGCAUUGUUCGAGCACCGAGAUCUUCAUCUCGGCAAUGUUUGUAUACGAAGCACCCGUCCCGAAGGCCACAUGGAUCCGCCCACCGACCACGAAAUCAUAAGCCAGUCAUUCACCAGCGGUUUCGGACUCAGCACGUUGGAAACCACCAUCAUCGACUACUCUCUUUCCCGCGCAGAGCUACGUAUUAGCGAGGAAACCGAGCUUGUCGAAGUCGCCUCCUCAGACCUCGACAAGAAACAAAUCUUCGAUGCCAUCGGUCGAGAUGAGGACGAGAUCAUGCUACGAAACACCUAUAGGCACAUGCGCGCCCAACUCUACCACGGCGAUCCUCUCCAGACCGAAAAAUCCCCCGACAUCCCGGGCGUCUGGGCCGAAUACGCCCCACGAACCAACCUCGUCUGGCUUAUCUUCCUUUUGAAAUCCCUCUUGAAGAACAGGAAGAGUGAGCCAUCAACGUCAAUGUCAACACCCACAGCGAGCCCCAGGCAACCUCUUGCGCCGUGCUCACCCAAUAAGGCCGUCGCGAAGCAAACAGGAAAGAAGCAAGAAUAUACGAAGCCGAGAGUUACAGCUGCAACUCAGGAAUAUAUUUCUCAGUUGAAGAAGACUUUGGAAGAUAGAUUGGAUGCUGUUUUGGAGCUGCUGGAUCUAGAGAAUGGGCAUGAGGAUAUGUGCUGUGCGGCGGAUUUGGUAGCAUAUGCGAUUGAUACGCAGUGGUUGGGAGAGGAAGAUUUCUUUUAAUGGUGUUGAUACUGGUAUUGGUUUAUGGUGUGCUGCAUUGCGAGGUGUUGGGGAUUGUUUUUUGCAUUGGCUUAGUUCAACAUGACCAGGGUGUUUUGGAGGGUGCUUAUAUAUUUAUACCUAAUUGCAGCUUUUACUGACUACUACUUAGUGCUACACCUG